CGAGGUUUGAAACUAAAACAAGAUGGUAGUUACUGCUCAAACCCGGCAACAUGAAGAACAUCUGCCUCUCUAUGUCAUUGUAACGUGCAUGGUCGCGGCCACAGGCGGACUCCUCUUCGGUUACGACAUUGGUAUCUCAGGUGGAAUAACGACCAUGGAUGAUUUCUUGAAGAAGUUCUUUCCAGCGACACACGAGAAAACAAAAGGUGGGUCACCAAUUCUUGAAGAUGAGUAUUGCAAGUACAACAAUCACUUACUCACCCUGUUCACAUCUUCCCUCUACCUGGCGGCGCUUAUAUCUUCCAUCUUCGCAUCUACAAUCACAAGGAAGUAUGGCAGGAAAGCGUCCAUGUUUGUGGGAGGCUCUCUCUUUCUCACAGGGGCACUCCUUGGUAGCAUCGCAAAUAAGGUUUCAUGGGUCAUAGUAGGCCGUUUGUUUCUCGGUUUUGGUGUUGGAUUUUGUAAUCAGUCAGUUCCGGUAUAUUUGUGCGAAAUGGCACCGGCAAAGCAUAGAGGAGCACUUAACAUCUACUUCCAAAUGGCAGUUACAAUUGGGAUUCUUGCUGCGAAUUUCAUCAACUUUGUUGCUGCGAGGAUUCCGGGCGGAUUUGGUUGGCGAGUCUCGAUAGGAUUAGUGGCAUUUCCUGCUAUGGUUAUGAUGGUUGGAGCUCUUGCACUAUCAGACACUCCAAUUUCCCUAAUCGAGAGAGGCCACCAUGAUGCUGCGAAGAGGACACUGCAGAAGAUCCGUGGAACCAUAAAUGUGGAACAUGAAUUCCAAGAUCUGAUUUAUGCGAGCUAUUUCUCGAACAAAGUCGAAUAUCCUUGGAAGAACAUACUCCUACCAAGAUACAGGCCUCAGCUCGUCAUCUGCAUCCUCAUUCCGAUAUUCCAGCAGCUUACCGGCAUCAACAAUAUCAUCUUUUACUCGCCAGUUCUCUUUAAGACCAUGGGUUUCGGAAGCGAUGCUUCCCUUAUUUCCGCAACCAUUACCGGAGGUGUCUUUGUCGUAGCUACAGUUCUUUCCAUCAUCUCCGUAGAUCGAUUUGGGAGGAGGGUUUUGUUCCUUGUAGGUGGAUUGUUGAUGAUGAUUUGCCAGAUUGGUGUAGGGGCCAUUAUAGGCCUCAGUUUCGGAGUGACAGGUGAAGGAUCUUUGUCAAAGGCUGAGGCAAACAUAAUGUUGGCUUUGAUUUGUGGAUACGUGAUGGCUUUCGGCUGGUCUUGGGCUCCGCUGGGAUGGCUAGUCCCAAGUGAAAUCAGCCCUGUGGAGGCCCGACCAACGGCACAGGCCAUAACCGUGGCAUUCAACAUGCUCUUCACAUUCAUCAUUGCACAAUCCUUUCUCUCCUCGUUGUGCUUCAUGAAGUUUGCCAUCUUCUUCUUCUUUGCCUUCUUACUAGCAAUUAUGAUCGUGUUCAUGUACCUGUUUGUGCCAGAAACAAGGAACGUCCCUCUCGAGGGGAUGAGCAUGGUCCUGAAAUUGCAUUGGUUCUGGGGCAAGUACAUCCCAGAUGAAGUGAUUUUGUGGGACUACGAGAGUAGAUUGCUUCGACAAGUAGAGCAAAGUAAUUAGGAUACUGGAUGAAACACCUCCAGAGGUGGAGCUUGUUUUGCUCUAAUGGUCUGCGCCUUCAGUGAAGUGGCCUUAUUCACGAGGUUUGGCAGGCAGAAAUAUUGUGUACAUACACCAUUUGUUUUGUAAAUUGCAUAAUUCCUUCGAGCAUGCACAGAAUCAAAAGUAUAGGCCGGACUUCUACGUGUUUUGUUCUGGGUUCCUGUCUAAUGUAGCUCAACAUCUUUUUACACAUUGUAAAGUUGUUCAAUUCAUGGAACGUCUGUAAGUGAAACAUAGAU
This is a messenger RNA of Punica granatum (pomegranate), 1854 nucleotides long. NCBI's taxonomy places the organism in Eukaryota, Viridiplantae, Streptophyta, Magnoliopsida, Myrtales, Lythraceae. The record is from RefSeq and is a predicted model, not a curated record.